This is a messenger RNA of Caenorhabditis angaria, 4552 nucleotides long. NCBI's taxonomy places the organism in Eukaryota, Metazoa, Nematoda, Chromadorea, Rhabditida, Rhabditidae. The record is from the annotation of a GenBank genome assembly.
AUGGACAUUGUUGAGGACGAUUCGGUGCAGAAUAAUAAUGUGAGUCGUUUUUUUGUGGCUGUGAAAAAAAAGAAAUUUUUUUUUUGAUAAGAAACAUUACAAUUUUUGUUCGUUUCUUUCUCUCAUUCUCUGCUUCGGGAAGAAGAAAAUUUCUUGAUUUUUUUUUAUUUUCGAAAAAAAAUUUUGAUUCAAAAUUGAAAUGGAAAUGAAUGAGUUUCAUAGGAGUUAUAAGGUUGGUUUUUGAAUUUUACAAAUUUAAUUGAAAAAAAAAAUCUAUUUUGAACUCAUUUUUGAGCUUAGAUUCCCGGGGAUUUUUGAAAAAUUUCAUAAUUUUUUAAGAAUUUUAAAAUUUUUCAAAAGAUUCAGGAGGCUUCCCAAGGCUUCCCAAGGCUUCCCAAGGCUCCCCAAGGCUUCCCAAGGCUUCUCAAGGCUUCCCAAAGCUUCCCAAGGCUUCCCAAGGCUUCCCAUAACUUCCCAAGGCUUCUCAAAACUUCCCGAAGCUUCCCAAGGCUUCCCAAGGCUUCCCAAGGCUUCCCAAGGCUUCCCAAGGCUUCCCAAGGCUUCCCAAAGCUUCCCAAGGCUUCCCAAGGCUUCCCAAGGCUUCCCAAGGCUUCCCAAGGCUUCUUUUUUUUCCAGAAAUGUGCACACGUCGAGAAAAAGACUGAAAAAGAGCUGAAAUUUAUUGGCGAGCCGAUUUCCAACACAUCAAUCGAUUUGAAGUGAGUUAUUUUGGGUGGGAAUUUGAAAAUUUGAACUUUUGUACCCUUUUUUUCUUAUCAAUAAAUUUUAUUAAAAAUAGAAAAGUUUUGAAAAUUGAAAAAUUCAAGCCAAAAUUUCAUAUUUCAUCAUUUUUUGUAAACAAAUUGCAAUUAUCGAUUUUUUUCGGAAAUAAAAAAGCUAUAGUGAAUUUUUGCGAAAUAACCAGAAGAUUAUUGAUUUUCAGAUGUUUUUCUGAAAAAAUAAUUUCAGCCUAAUUCAAAGCUGAAAAUUGGAAUGUUAAGAUUUUCUGAAAUUCAAGAAUUUCAGGGUUUUUUGCUGAAAAAAAAACAAUUUUUAUAAAAGAUUUUCCAGAAUUAAAAAAAAGCCCAACUCAUAUUCUUUUUUAAAUGUUUUUCUGAAAAAUAAUUUCAGCCUAAUUCAGUACUAGAAAUAAGAAUGUUAAGAAAUCCAAAAAUUGAAGAAUUUCAGGCUUUUUUGCUGAAAAAUCUAUAAUUUUAAGAUUUUCGGAAAUUCCAGCUUAGCUUAGCUCAUAUACUUUUUUAAAAAAUAUUUUUCUAAAAAAUAAUUUCAGCCUAAUUCAGUGCUGAAAAUUCGAAUGUUAAGAUUUUCUGAAAUACAAGAACUUCAAGUUUUUUUGCUGAAAAAGUUAGAAUUUUAAGAUUUCCUGAAAUUCAAGCCUAGUCUAGCUCAUAUACUUUUUUUAAAAAAUGUUUUUCUGAAAAAUAAUUUCAGCCUGAUUCAAUACUAGAAAUCAGAAAUUUUAGGAUUUCAGAAAAUUCAAGAAUUUCAGGCUUUUUUGCUGAAAAAAAAACAAUUUUUUUCAGAGAUUUUCCAGAAUUAAAGCCUAGCUAAGCCUAAGGCUUAAUUAGGAUUCUAGGCUUAAGCCCUAAGUCUAGGCUUAGGCCCUAAGCCUAGAAUCCUAAUUAAGCCUAAGCCUAGAAUCCUAAUUAAGUCUAAUCCUAGAACUUUUGCUAAGCCUAAGCCUAGACUUCAGCCUGAUUCUAACCCCCAAAAAUCCCAAUUUUUUCCAGAAAAGUGUCGAAGAAGCUGGGCUUCCAAGUUAGCCUAUCUCUCGUUUUCUUCUUCGUCGAACUCAUCGUUGGAAUUUUGUGCAAAUCAGUUGCUCUUGUCGCUGAUAGUUAUCAUAUGAUUAGUGACGUCACCGCUUUGGUUGUUGCGUUUGCCUGUUUGAGAGUGGGUUUUUUUUCUCUAGAACUUACCAUAACUCCUCUUAAAAUCCUUGCAGCUCGCCAACAAAACCACCAAAUCCAACACGUACGGUCUCGUCAGAAUGGAAGCCGUCGGCGGUCUUUUCAACGGCCUCUUCCUCUUCACGGUGUGUCUUUCGAUUUUCCAAGAAGCCGCUCAACGGCUCAUCAAUCCGAGCACAAUUAAAGAGCCCGAAUUUGUGAUGGCUGUUGGUGUCAUCGGAUUAGUGAUCAAUAUUGUUGGAUUGUUUUUGAUGCACGGUGAACACGGACAUUCACAUGGUGGAGGUGGACAUGGACAUAGUCAUGGUGGAGCUGCGAAGAAAAAUGGGGCCACUAAAAAUCAUGGGCAUAGUCAUGAGAAGGCUAAAGAUGCGGAACCACUUAUGAUGAUUGAAGAAGUUCGGGAGAAAAGGUUGAAUUCGGGGAUUUCGCUGGAAAAAGUUACACCGUAUAAUGUGAGUUUUUUAAGGGGAUUCUUAAAUUAAAAUUGAAUUUUUUGGUGACUGUAAAAAAAUUGAUGAAAAUGCCAAUGAAUUGGACCUGUUCCAAUUCAUUGCCUCAAAGUUUUAUCGAUUUUUUGAAAAAAAGUUCUGACUGGAUUCUGUUGAUUUCAGUCAGUUGAUUUUCAAGCUACAGUAAUCCGGAGAAUAUUUCGCCAAAAAUCGGAUAGGUUUUGAACUACAGUAACCAAAAACAUCCAGAUGAAAUUUGAGAUACAGUAAUCUUGAGAAAAUAGGGACUAAAAGAUCUAGAUGAAUUUUGAGCUACAGUAAUCCGAGAAAAAAGUUUCGUAAAUAACCAGGUCAAUUUAGAACUACAGUAAUCCAGAAAAAAUAGGGUCCAAAACAUUAGAUGAAUUUUAAGCUACAGUAAUAUAGAUUUUUCAUCUACAGUAAUCCGAGAAAAUCUGGCGCUGAAAACUUGUGAUUUUUCAGCUACAGUAACCUAACAAAAAUUGUUAAAAAUCACCUGGUCAAUUUUGAACUACAGUAAUCUAGAAAAAAUGGAGGCCAAAAUAUCCAGAUGAAUUUUGAGCUACAGUAUGAAUUUUGAGCUAUUUUGAAUGAAUGAAUUUUGAGCUAUUUUGAGCUACAGUAACAUCUAGAUGAUUUUCAAGCUACAGUAAUCUAAAAAAAAAUUCAAAAAACAACGAGGUCAAUUUUGAACUACAGUACGCUAGAAAAAAUAGGGGCUAAAACAUCUAGAUGAAUUUUGAGAUACAGUAAUCCAAAAACAUUUUGAAGCCGAAAACUUGAUGGUUUUAGGGAUACAGUAAUUCGAAACAUCUCGAUGAAUUUUGAGCUACAGUAAUCCGAGAAAAAUCUUCUCCAGGUGUAUUCAGAGAACUACAGUAAUCUAGAAGAAUUAGAGAUAAAAAAAUCUAACAUGCAUUUUGUGCAUUUUGAGCUACAGUACUCCAAAACAAUCCCAAAAAAAAUCAAUAAUCUCCAAAUUUCUGCAGGGAAUAACAAAACAAUUGCUCGAUUCAAUGUCAACAAUCGAUUCCGGCUCAGAACACGACGAAACCGACGAAACAACCAAAAAAUCAAAAAAAUCCAAAAAAACCAAAAAUGUAAAUAUCAUGGGCGUCUAUCUUCAUCUACUUUCUGAUGCAAUUGGUUCAGUCAUAGUUAUCCUAACUUCAAUAGUCGUCAUUUUCUUCAAAGACUGGAGAUUUACACCGUAUUUGGACCCGGUUUUAAGCAUGUGCCUGGCUUCUAUGAUGAGUGUCACUUCAAUUCAACUUAUCGUAAAUGCCAGUUAUAUUUUGCUCAGAAAAAGUCCACGUGGUUUCAAUGUGGAGAAGUUGCAAGCUGAUGUUAAAAAGGUGAGGAUUUUUGGAGACCUCCCACGAAGAAAACCCCAAAUUCCUUUUCCAGAUAAACGGAGUUGUGACUGUAAACGACGUCAAAGCUUGGCCCUUAACUGGAUCUCGAAUUGUUGCAAGUGUUCGUGUUCUCGUGUGCAAUCCGAUUAUUUAUCCGUCGGUUUCGAAGAAAAUCAAAAUUCUGUUCCAUGACAAUGGUUGCCAUUCGGUGUCGAUUGAACCGACUUUUGAGGUAUGGCUACUUGAGAACAAGGUUUUCUAGGCUAUACUUCUUGACAUAGAAGCUCUGUAGGCGCGAACUCUUGACAAAGAUGCUCUCAAGGCGCUGCUACUUGAGAGCUACGUUUUCUAGGCGCUGCUACUUGUCAUAGCAGCUCUCAAAUUGCUAACUCUUGACGAAGAUGCUCUCAAGGCGCGGCUACUUGAAAGCUACGUUUUCUGGACUCUGCUACUUGACAUAGGAGUCCUUAAGGCGCGGAUCCUUGUCAGAGUGAUUCUCUCGGCGCGGCUACUGGUCAUCGCAACUCCUUAAUCGCGAACUCUUGACAACAAUGUUCUCAAAGCGCGGCUACUUGAGAGCUACAUUUUCUAGGUUUUACUGCUUGACAUAGAUGCUCUCAAGGCGCGGAUCCUUGCAAGAGUGGUGUUCUAGGCGGGGCUGCUUGAUGACGAAUCUUUCCAGGCGCCACACCUAGCCGAAAUCCUUCCCAAAUUCAAAAAAUCUCCUAAAAACCUAAAAACCUCUCAUUUUUUCCAGGAAGAAUGUAUGCAAAAAAUCAACGAAUCAACAUAA